CUUACUGAUGCCUUUAUUUGUCUGACAGUGAGUGUUGCUCCUCAUCCUCACUCAGCAGUGUAUUUAAGCACACUCCAGCCUGUUGGUGGAGGUAAUGCAACGCUCCCUCUGUGCAGCCCUCACGCCAAAAAAGGACGGGCAGGAGCAACUGAGGACAGCCGAACUUCAGCCUGGUGUCAACAUGGGGCUGCAGACUCAACCUCUCGUCUCUGCGAAAUGGCUCGCAAACAUGCUCAAGCGCAAUCUCGUCGGGCCGAGCCUGCGGAUCCUGGACUCGUCCUGGUACCUACCGAGCAUGAAACGAGACGGCAAGAAGGAGUUCGCGACGUCUCACAUCCCGGGAGCUUCGUUCUUCGACAUCGACGAGUGCGCGGACAGGAGCUCAAAGUUCGAUCACAUGCUCCCCACAGAGGAGGCUUUCUCCGACUACGUGGGGAACCUGGGCGUCGGGAACGACAGCCAUGUGGUCGUGUACGACGCCAGCGACUUCGGGUUUUUCACCUGCACCAGGGUCUGGUGGAUGUUCCGCUUCUUUGGCCAUCCUCAAGUGUCGGUGCUGAACGGGGGGUUCAGGAACUGGGUCAAACAGGGUCACCCGGUCUCAGGGACGUACACCCGGCCAGAGCCGGCCCGCUUCACCGCCACCAGGAACCACCCCUCCUGGGUGAAGUCGUUCCAGGACAUCACCCGCAACAUUGAGACUCAGGAGUACCAGGUGGUGGAUGUGAGGCCAUAUGGCAGGUUCUGUGGGAAGGAACCGGAGCCACGAGAGGGUGUCAAACCGGGUCACAUCCCCGGCUCUAAGUGCAUGCCUUUCUUUGGGUUUGUCGAUGAAGAUGGCAUGAUGCUCUCCACAGAGCAGCUGAAGAAGUUCUUCGAGAACUCAAAAGUGGACCUGAAUAAGCCGCUCUGUGGAUCCUGUGGCUCUGGAGUGACCGCCUGUCACAUGGUGCUGGCUGCCCACCUGUGCGGUGCCCCAGGGGCUGCCGUGUAUGAUGGAUCCUGGUAUGAGUGGUUCACCAAGGCUCCACCAGAGCAUGUUGUCUCUGACGUCAACAAGCUGUGAGGGGGACCAGCAUGACAAAGUUGAAUACACAGAUUAGCAUUAAAUAACUUCCUGUACCACUGAUUUAUACAUUUCAGCAGAGAUUUAAACUUUAAAAAUAGAUGAUAGGGUUGCACAAUUAAUCAAAUAUCAUCGGAUCACAAUAUGCCCACAUGCAAUAACCAAAAUCACAGAAACUGCAGCUUUUUGAAAAAGGUAAAACUUUUGACAAACAGUAUUAUAAUGAGGUAGUGUAGUGCUGCUGAGGGAAAAAGAAAAGGAAAAAAAAAACAUGAAUCACAUCAAUCAUAAUAUCUGCCAAAGUAGUCACAGUAUUUCUUUACUGUAUAUUGCAGCCCAAAUCUGUCCUGUGUGAUUGGAAGCUUGUUGGAGGAUGUGCAUGUUAACUCAGGCUCUAGAUUAUGGAAUGUUUGUUGGCAGCAUAGAUGUAGAUCUGAGAGAUAAACUUAAUUUUAUUUUUGUUGGAUGUAAAACAUUCUCUUGUAUGUCAAAAUGUGUGGGAAAUAACUGUUGUGAUUUAAUUUCAACAGCCCUUGAAGGUGCAAUAUGUAAGAAUUUCGCCAGUUGUCAAAUUCAUACUCAAAACAAAUAGGGGCCAACAAAUCACCAGAGUAACUGCUCACUGCUCUGCUAACUAUCACUUUCCUUAGCUUGUUAGCUCAGCUAGUGGUUCAGACUGGGAGCUCAGGACCAGGGGAGUGUUGGUGUUUACCCCACUACCAUAGGAGCUUUGGAUGAGGACGGCCAGUGCUAGAUGGUUAGCAUGCUAACUACAGUAUAUCUCUGUGACACAAUUAAUAGACAUUUUAAUGUCAAAACUGCUAUUUAUAGCAUUGUUGAUCAUUUUUACUGGAUUUGAAAAAAAAAAUAUUCAAUUAAAGAUUUUUGGCAUUCUGUCAAAUUAAUACUAAAAGACAAAAAGGAGGAAGCAUAUCACUAGAUUAACUGCUAACUGCUGCUAACAUUGUUUGCUAGUUAGCUCAGUUAGCUUAGUCAGCUGUGCAGCUAGCGGUCCAGACUGGGAGAAACCAGGGGACUAUUGGGUGUUCACACUGCAGAUUUGCUUGGGACUGGCUUGGGUUAGUUGCCUUGCAUACCAUCUUCAGUUGAUAUCUCUCCAACUCACCAGAGGAAUCGUUUACUGCUGCUGACCAUAGCUGCCGUUAGCUAAUUAGCACAGUUAGCAGUGCAGGUAGCAGUUUCAGACUGGGAGCUCAGGCACCACGGGAGUGAUAGUGUUCAGAGCCCUAGUAGGAUUUUUGGACCUAGGUUAGCUGGUUAGCAGCCUAACUUCAGUCAAUACGUCUGCAACACAAUACAUACACAUUGCAAUACAUUCUGGUGAUAAUCUUUAAUGUUUUAAUGUUUUCAUCAACAUUCUUCCAUGUUACAGAAAUAAAUUAGUAACAAAUGUUUGCAGCCUAUAAAAUCUGAAGAUGGUGCUAUAAUUCAAAGAGAAUCAUUUUAUUUUAUUCUGUUUUUCAGCUCCUGUGAAAUCAUAAAUACAACUAAAUGUUGAAUAUUAAAAGCCUUCUUCCACUUUGGUGCCAGCCCUUCAUGGAAGGACAGUAUAAGGCACAGCCUGCUGGUGCUGGAGUGGAUGUGCACUUUGUGAAGAUGUGCCUUGGAAAUCUUUGUUUGUUGUCUGAGUUUCUGUUCACUGUAAGAUAAACCAGUUAAAUAAGCGA
Messenger RNA from Acanthopagrus latus (yellowfin seabream), 2754 nucleotides. RefSeq names its product thiosulfate sulfurtransferase-like. Bases 95 to 1066 code for a protein of 323 amino acids. Gene Ontology annotation, molecular function: thiosulfate-cyanide sulfurtransferase activity. NCBI's taxonomy places the organism in Eukaryota, Metazoa, Chordata, Actinopteri, Spariformes, Sparidae. The record is from RefSeq and is a predicted model, not a curated record. The transcript has 2 exons. Gene Ontology annotation, cellular component: mitochondrion. Gene Ontology annotation, biological process: transsulfuration.